Molecule: messenger RNA, 2382 nt
Organism: Trifolium pratense (red clover)
Lineage: Eukaryota; Viridiplantae; Streptophyta; Magnoliopsida; Fabales; Fabaceae
Product: protein EDS1L-like
Exons: 3
Coding region: 152-2077 (641 amino acids)
Biological process (GO): lipid metabolic process; defense response
Source: RefSeq, a predicted model, not a curated record
AAGUAAUAACCCCCAUGAGGCCAUCACCAUACAUCAAAAUUUCCAUUUAAUUAAUCAAAUAAUUGCAACCAAACUUCUAAGAAAGUGCAGUAAAGUUAAGUCUUCGUCAAUAUAGUAAUUUCCAUUUCUUCACUACACUAACCUUAUAUAUAUGAACAUGAUGAUAACAAAAAUGAAACAAACACAAAUCAAAUUUAAUCCAAACAUGGUUGGAGGUUUAGUUGGAGACAACAUAGGAUUGAAUGAAGAGGUUAUCAAGAAAACAUGUAGUUUAUCUUUCAAAGCUCACAAGUCACCAAAUCAACCUUAUAUUUAUGAAACUUUUAGGACAUCCUCGGAUUUAACAGAAUAUCUUGUUAUAAGCUUUCCUGGAUCAUGGGUUGAAACUGAUUGGUUUGUUAGAAAACCUUUUGGAGAAACUAAGAUAGAUCUUGCUCAGUUUCCUUUACUUAAAAGUGUUGGUAAUGAUGAAACUGCUUUGGUUAAUGAAGCUUUCUUAAACAGAUUCGAUCGUUUGUUGAAAUUUUCCUCAAUUAUAUCCGAGGUAAACAAAGCUAUGGCAGAAGGGAAGCAAGUAGUGUUUGCAGGGCACUCUUCAGGAGCUGUUUUGGCCAUUCUUGCAACAUUUAGGGCCUUGGAAGAGAAUCUUAACUCUAACAAAACCAACCAAAUUCAGCACAAGUCACCCAUGUGUGUAACUUUUGGUUCUCCCUUGAUUGGUAAUCAUAUAUUCUCUCAUGCUUCAAACCGAGAAAAUUGGUCUCGUUACUUCAUACACUUUGUCAUGAGAUAUGAUAUAGUGCCAAGGAUUUUUCUUGCUCCUUUCUCUUCUAUUGAAAAACUUUUUAGUUCUGUUCUUCAGCUUUUAACUCCCAAGAACAACAAAUCUGAACCUUCCUUCACUCAAGAUUCGAUAGAAGACAGUGUGAGUUGUGAAUUUUACUCUACUGUCAUGAGGAAUGUAGCGACUGUUACGAGCCAUGUUGCUUGUAAUCUAAUGGGAAGCACAAAUUUGUUGUUGGAGACUAUGACAAAUUUUGUUGAGUUAAGUCCUUAUAGACCCUUUGGAACUUACAUCUUUUGCGACGGUAAUGGACAGUUGAUUGUGGUAAGAAACUCAGACGCCGUUUUACAACUCAUGUUCCACAUUGCUCAGCUAAGAGAUUUGAAACAACUUUCUGAAGUUGCCAACAAAAGCAUACUGCAACAUCUAGCCUAUGAAGCUGAAUUAGAGGAGAGCUUGGGAAUGCAAAAUGUGGUGUACUUAAACAAACUUGACAUCCUUCCCUUAUCUGCUAAAGAUGGUCCUGAUAUCGACAUUGCAGCUGCCUUGGAUAGUCUUGGACUGAACGUAAGAGCACGGUUAUGCCUUCGAGCAGCUGGUGAGUUAGAAAAUCAAAAGGAAAGAAAUGAGGAGAAAAUAAAAAAGGAAAUUCAAGAUAAGGCUUUGGCAAGCAUGAGUGAUUUGGAAGAAUACAAAGCUACAUGUGAGACAAACAAUGGAAAAGGUUACUAUGAUGCCUUCAAAGUGCAAAAAGAGGCAAAGGAUUUCCAAGCAAAUGUGAAGAGGCUUGUGCUGGCAGGAGUAUGGGAUGAGAUAAUUGAAAUGCUUAAGAGGUAUGAACUACCAGAUGAGUUUGAAGGGAAAAAAGAAUGGAUUGGACACGGAACCAGGUUCCGUCGUCUUGUUGAGCCUCUAGAUAUUGCCAAUUAUCACCGGCAUUUGAAGAAUGAGGACACGGGACCUUACAUGAACAAGGCUAGGCCAAAGAGGUAUAGGUAUACUCAGAGAUGGUUGGAGCAUGCAAAUAGGUUGCCAAAAGAAGAAAUCACAGAAUCGACUUUUUGGGCUGAGGUGGAGGAGCUUUGCAGCUGGAUUAGUAAUAAUAAACCUUUUGAAGAUGUCAAGGAAAGGAUUCUCAAACUUGAGCAAGAUAUUAAAAAGUGGACUGAUAAAGGGGUACUAACCAAGGAUGUGUUCUCAAAGGAUCCAACUUUCAUAAAGUUAUGGGAAUGUCUACCUCAUGAACACAAAUCUACGUCCGGCAUCUCCUCUCUCUUUACUGUUAAAGGAUAGCUCAUGUAGAUAUCGUAAUUUUCAACUCAAAACGAAGAACACGAAUUCACAUCCUACAUCUAGGCUCUUUAUUGUUAAAGGAUAAAUCACCUUGCUAUCUUGAUUCAACUAAAAUACAGUAUCCUCCCUUUGUGAUGUAUAUUCUUAAUAUUAUCAGUCUCAUCUCAUGUAUGGCAUUAUUGCGAGUAUCAACCACGUUUCGUUCACACUAUUGUACUUGAUAAAAGUUAUUGAUUAGUCUUUCAAAUAUUGGCAUUGAUUAGCUUUCAAAAGAGAAAUACAACUGAAAUAUGUCAUGUUAGUUA